Molecule: messenger RNA, 1372 nt
Organism: Tinamus guttatus (white-throated tinamou)
Lineage: Eukaryota; Metazoa; Chordata; Aves; Tinamiformes; Tinamidae
Gene: PPM1L
Product: protein phosphatase, Mg2+/Mn2+ dependent 1L
Biological process (GO): protein dephosphorylation
Molecular function (GO): protein serine/threonine phosphatase activity
Source: RefSeq, a predicted model, not a curated record
AUGGUGAGAGUCCUGACUAGUGUUGUCGGAGACUAUGGAAACGCGAAGGCUGGAGCCAGCGGCACUGGGCCAGCUGUGUUUACACGAGAAGGCUACACAAUUGAAGCACAAGGAUUUGAGAGCAAGACUAACUCCUCGCUGAGUGCUCAGGUGAACCGCACACCGCCGUCUCCGCGCCGAGCGAGCCGCAGCAAGGUUUCACUGCCUUCAUUCCGGUUGCUGAUGGUUCAAAUGGAUGAAGGAGACAAAUCGGAUCCCAACUGCUUUGGGUGGGACCGGAGAGCCAGGGCUUCUGCGUGGAUGGCUGUGCCUCUGAAGCCAGGCCACGUGUGGGGCUUAAAUUUAUUGUUCUUACAAAACCUAGAGCUGAGGCUGGGCUUCCUCGGUGUCAGUUGGCAGGGACAGGCCAGCUUUGACCUGCCAGCGCUGCGCGUGGUUUGGGACGCAGAUAUUUGGGUGUCCAGGAGGGCUGGGGACGUGCAGAUCCCGUUGGUCUGGGUGUGGGUGCACGGAAAGCUCCCCAAAGCCCCUGUUGUGAUUCGGCCCUUGCCUCUUUCCUUGCAGUCCGCAGCGGAGUACGUGAAGUCCCGGCUGCCGGAGGUGCUGAAGCAGCAUCUGCAGGACUACGAGAGGGACAAGGAGAACAGCGUGCUCUCCUACCAAACCAUCCUGGAGCAGCAGAUUUUAUCGAUUGAUCGAGAAAUGCUGGAAAAAUUGACUGUCUCCUAUGAUGAAGCAGGUACAACGUGUUUGAUCGCGCUGCUCUCCGAUAAGGAGCUCACGGUGGCCAACGUUGGCGAUUCGCGAGGAGUCCUGUGCGACAAGGACGGGAACGCCAUCCCCCUGUCCCACGACCACAAGCCCUACCAGCUCAAGGAGAGGAAGAGGAUUAAGAGGGCUGGUGGCUUCAUCAGCUUCAACGGCUCCUGGCGCGUGCAGGGGAUCCUGGCCAUGUCCCGCUCGCUGGGAGACUACCCUCUGAAGAACCUCAACGUGGUAAUUCCUGACCCCGAUAUUCUCACCUUUGAUCUGGACAAGCUGCAGCCAGAGUUCAUGAUCCUGGCCUCCGAUGGGCUCUGGGAUGCUUUCAGCAACGAGGAGGCCGUCCGAUUCAUCAAGGAACGCUUGGAUGAGCCGCACUUCGGUGCCAAGAGCAUCGUCCUACAGUCAUUUUACAGAGGAUGCCCUGAUAAUAUAACAGUUAUGGUGGUGAAGUUCAGGAAUAGCAGCAAAACAGAAGAACAGUAAUUCACAGUGGUUCUCUGCCUCACUCUGAACUUAAAACAAACUCUUAUGUUUUAAACAUAGUAGAAAGCCCUAGUAAAUACCAUUAGGAUUUUACACAAAAGCAACAGAUCCCUCUGGUCUUUUU